Benincasa hispida (wax gourd) is the source of this 828-nucleotide messenger RNA. The record is from RefSeq and is a predicted model, not a curated record. NCBI's taxonomy places the organism in Eukaryota, Viridiplantae, Streptophyta, Magnoliopsida, Cucurbitales, Cucurbitaceae.
AUGGACUAUGGUCCUUCAGAGGUGCUUAGACCUGCAGUGGCUAUUACUGAGAGAUUAGCAGAAUUAAAUUCCAUGUCUUCAUGUCGUAGAGGAGAAUUGAUUAUGCCUAGCACCUCUUCAUCCGAGACAGAUGUUGAAGUUGGGUGUGACAUAUUUAAGAUCACGAAGUAUAUGCGGUCGCACACAUGUUCUAUUGGAAUUUUAAAUCAUGACCAUAAACAAGCAACGACUACGGUAGUUGGUGAACUAAUCAAAGACAAGUUUACAGGCAUAGGACGUGUUUAUAAACCUCGUCACAUCAUUGAGGAUAUGAAGAAAGAGUACGGCGUAAACAUAAGUUACGAUAAGGCAUGGCGUGCAAGGGAAACCGCUUAUGCUCUUGCCAGGGGUACUCCAGAAGAGUCGUGCAUUGUUUUACAUACGUAUGGUGAAGCGUUAAAUAUGGAGAAUCUAGGUACAAGGUUUGAAAUCAAACUUGAAAAUGAUGUCCAUUUCAAGUACAUGUUUAUGGCAUUAGGACCUUGUAUUAGAGGUUUUUCAAGUUGUCGCCCUGUGAUAAUUGUUGAUGGAUCGCAUCUGAAAGAAAAAUACAAAGGGGCCAUAUUGGUCGGCGUCUCCAUGGAUGGCAACAACCAAGUUUACCCACUAGCAUAUGCCAUAGUGGACAAUGAAACUGAUCGAGCUUGGAAAUGGUUUAUGUCGAACUUGAAGUGUGUCAUUGGAGAACCCCCUAAAUUGGUGUUCGUGUCCGAUCGAGCGGUAUCUAUUGGCAAUGCCAUUCGUGUAGUUUUCCCACAACAUUUCAUGGAUUGUGUACCUACCACCUAG